Molecule: messenger RNA, 636 nt
Organism: Penicillium vulpinum
Lineage: Eukaryota; Fungi; Ascomycota; Eurotiomycetes; Eurotiales; Aspergillaceae
Product: DOPA 4,5-dioxygenase family protein
Exons: 4
Coding region: 1-636 (211 amino acids)
Source: RefSeq, a predicted model, not a curated record
AUGACGGACCCAUCUGCCUACUCAUACCCAUCUCCAUUGGAGGGAUACGAAAACCUUGAGCCGCUGUCCGACGAGCGAAAUGAAGACGGCAAGUCAUUAAAGAACCCUCAACAUGGCAUAUUAAGCAAAGCCUACUCUGAAUUCCCGGACCCUCUUUCCAAAGGCCGGGAGGGAGGCUUCGACGUCCAUAUUUAUCAUUUCCAAAGCAACCCCGAACAAGCUGCAUACGCCAAAGCGCUCUGGGAACGAAUCAGACGAGAAUUCCCCGAGCUCCGAAUUUAUACUUUCUUCGACCGACCUAUUGGCCCUCACCCGGUAGCAAUGUUCGAAGUGAAUUUGUUCACACCAGCGCAGUUUGGAGCUUUCGUUCCCUGGCUGGUUAUUAACCGGGGCCCGCUUAGUGCUCUCGUUCAUCCCAAUACUGUGGCAUCGGAGGAUGAGCGCAACCAUACCCAACGCGCGACCUGGCUUGGUGACCGUAUUCCGUUGGAUUUGAGGCUUUUCAAGUUGAUGGCGGCAGCGCAGAAGAAGAAGGAAGAGGAGGAGGAGGAGGAGGAGGAGGAGGAGGAGGAGGAGGAGGAGGAGGAGGAGGAGGAGGAGGAGGAGGCAGAGAAGGCGAAGCUGGAGAAACUGUAG